Messenger RNA from Penicillium daleae, 414 nucleotides. RefSeq lists its product as uncharacterized. NCBI's taxonomy places the organism in Eukaryota, Fungi, Ascomycota, Eurotiomycetes, Eurotiales, Aspergillaceae. The transcript is spliced from 2 exons. Bases 1 to 414 code for a protein of 137 amino acids. The record is from RefSeq and is a predicted model, not a curated record.
AUGGACCAAGGAGAAGACGAGCCGACCAACGAAACGCUUGGUCGAAUUGCCAACCAAGAAUCUGACCUGCGGAAAGCAACCGCGUCGAUUCUGAUGCAGCUUAGCACUGGGCGAAUUGGGCUGUCCGGCUAUUUGAAUCGCAUCAACCGGCGAGAAUCAGCGCGAUGUAACUGCGAACUGGGAAACCAGACGGUAAAUCACGUCUUGCUCGAAUGUCCGCUGCUCCAGAAUAAGCGCGACUGGAUGAGAAACGCUCUAUCUGACCGCGGAGUCUCUCUCCGACGCGACGAGCUCCUGGCACGGCCGGAGGCCCGCACAAUAGUGGCCGAAUUCAUGGUCCGGACGUGUCUCUUGAGACAGUACCAGACAGUCGACCCAAUGGCUCUCGGCGUGGAAGAAUGCGACGAAAAAUAG